GAUGACCUAGUUCCCUCGCCUAUUAAAAAUAGCGUUCUACAAUAGCUCAAACACUAUUUUUAGUGCGUAUCAGUAGAAAUCAGUGUCCACAGCCUUAUCGCUUCCUACCUCGCAGUAAAUCCGCGAGUCUUCCGAACAAUGGACUGAAAAAUAUCAGUCAUAUUCCAAAGGACUCGGUCCGCGCAACGCACGAAAACCUAGUCAUAUACCUACGACGGCAAAUCGAUACGGUCUCUGAGACAGUACACGUUGGUGUUCCGCGAGGAUUAGUGCCCGUUUAGUUGACACUAGUUAUUUUUUUAGUGUAGUAAACAAGGGAACAUGUUAUAAGUUAAAGUUGUUUGUUAAACUGUUGGUUAAACAUGGAGGUGAAGCGUUACAUACGGAGCGAGUCGGCCAGCUGUGCUCACAUGGUUGAAGAGAACACGGCGAACAAUAGAAAGAGUGCUGAUCCUCAUGAGAAGUUGAAAGCGCUCCUCAAUUCUCCAGAAGAGGACACGGAUGACACCCUCCCACCAUCAGACGCCCCGAAAUUCGGAACAGUCAUUCACAAUAGGAUUUUUGUUGGAGGGUUCUCUUUGACUACUACGGAUGAAGACCUAUGGAAGUUUUUCUCAGGGUUUGCAACCGUUACAGCUGCUAGAGUGAUUUAUGAUAGGGCAGGGGUCUCCAAAUGCUAUGGAUUCGUAACUUUUGCCAGCCCUCGUGUCGCGAGACUGAUCGUAAAACAGAGUGGAGGAGUUAUGUUUUCACCUCUGGGUCGUCUUCGAGUGGCGCAAGCGGUCAGAAAGCAGAUAAGCCAAAUCCCAGUGCUGUCUUCGGAGGCAGCUCCUCUUCAGGCCCCGCUAUGCUACCAGCUCAUCUGCCCGCCCCUCGCGCCGCCGAUGACGUGUGCGCCCUGCGAGAUACCACCACCACCUUACGCUGUUUACCCUCUACCAUUUGACACGACGCCAGCAAUCUACGCUCCGCCAACCCAGUACGCGCUGCUCCCAGCUCCCUACAGCACGGCAUGCUGCGAGCCAGCAUGCUGCGCGCCGCUCGACAAGCAACCCCGUGUACCAGCACCGCCGCUACACCCUGCCUUCAUUUAUUAGCUCUUACUUUCAGGCAGAUUUACAUGGAGACAGUAAGCUCUGAUAUGCCCGUAGUUAAGCGUUAAGGCUUAUUCCCACGGUACAAUGUACAAACGGUUUUUUUUAAUCUAAUGUUUAUUCCGAACAAAAGUCAUGUUUUACCAGAUUUUGCAUCUCACCAAUGAUGAUAAUAUUCGAGCGUCAAAUGCCUUUAGCGUUAGAGUAAAAUUAACCUUUACCGCCUUGGUUUAAAGCUUAAGUUCGUCUACACAUCUACGGUUCAUAGGUAGCGCUCAAAGCGGAAACGAUGGGAUUUUUUGUAAUGAAAUCUUUAUUUUCUCUUUACACUGCCUUAAAAGUAUUUAUGUUUCAAGGCUCUACAUGAUGCUGCCGUGGGAAUGAGAUAUUAGGGUAACGCCAGAGUAAGAGCACGUUCCCACUAUGUCGCAACCGUAAAUUGAUUGUUGGACGACUGUCGUUGCUAGGUGUUCCCAUUAUCACGAAAUUCUGUCGUCAUAGUCGUCGUCAUGCCGUCCUAUAUGUCAAAUAUAAUGCCAUGACGCUUUAAACUGCACGACUAUUUGUCGUCACGACAGAGUGAGAACGUGCCCUUAGGUGCAUUCUCCGAGGCGUACUUACCUACAGCGUGCGGGCAAACCAGCAGUAACUGGCUCAAUGUAAAUCUAGCCUUAAACUAAAAGAGGAGUUGACGAACAAAACGGUAUAAUUGCACGAUACAAAAUUUAACACUAGGAACAAAAACUGAAUGAAAGCUGUUGAAACUGUAAGUAUACCCAUUUUGAUCGAAAUCAUGAACUUUGACUCAAUUUAAGUACAGUUUUAGGCCAUUUUGGUUGGAAAUGAGUUUGAAUUUGUACUCAGUGGGCCAAAUUUGUAUUCAGUGAUCAGAAGUGUAAUUACUUACACCGUUUUGCUCACCAGCUCCUCAAAACAUAUAGUUCUACUUCAGUUAGAUUAAGAUCUUUAGUUUAGUCACUAUCGUACGUGAUUUCUAAUUUAAAUUGUAAAUCUUAAGUGUAUAUUAAUUUAAGAUUUCCUUAAGCAACGAUAUAAAAUUAUUGUUACUAUUAAAUAUUAUUGAUAAUAAAAUUCAGUAAACAAUUUUUUUUAAUAAAAUUUUCACUUUCAUCAAAACCAUUACAAUAAAUUAGGGAGUCCUACUUCAAUUAAUUUCUCAAACUAAUAGAGUUCUUGCAUUGCACGAGUGCCUUUGAGCCACGCGCUCUUAACUUGCACUUGUUUAAUUCAUAUCGGUAUAAGUAAAGCAGAAUUUACAUUACGAAAUUAGUGGCACGAAAUUAGUUUCACGACAUUAAUUUCAUUAUCAAUUGCACGUGUAAACGUCUAAUUUCGUAAUGCAUGCAUUACAAAAUAAGACGUUUACACGUGCAAUUUAUAAUGAAAUUAAGAUCGUGAAACUAAUUUCGUAAUGUAAAUACCGCUUAAAGUAAAUUAAAUGUGUGCGUUUGGGAGUGCUUGCUCGCCACUGUUGGGUCCAACAAGCGCACACACCAAAUGUGCUUGUAUAUGCCAUAACCACACAUAAGGUAGCGCGCUUGUGGAUUGUAAGAACUAUAUCAGAUUAUAUCUUUGAUAUUUGUAAGAUCUGUAUAGUUGCAACUUUAAGCUGCUUUUUAGAUAUGUUUUUUUGCAAGACCAUUCCUUUUGCUCGUGUCUUCCAAUUUUUAUUGUGCUCAAACUAAUUUCUGUAAAGAAACUAUUUUCGCAAUUGCUUCACUUACAUAGGGAAAGUUUCUCGCUUCGUUUUACAAUAAAACCAAUAAUGUACUUAAUGUAUUGAAUAUACAGCUCACAUUAUUACAGUUGCUGAAUCCAGUAAGAUUAAGGUUUAUUUAUUUGUUGUGAAACACAGUAUGCAUUUAAUUUCUUUCCAGCGUUAAACUUGAACAGAUAAUGUCAUCUGAUAAUGUAAUUAUUUCAUUUUAGACCAUUGAUUUGCAAGCAUAAGUUGUCAAGUUGUCAGUACAAUUGCACUAGUAUUGUAAGUUAACUGAAUUGAACCUUUUAUUAUCGGACUGGAUUUUCGAUCACUGAUCCCUGUACAAUUUUGCAGCAGCGAUUUAUACAGAAUUGAAUUAGAUCACUUAACAUGAGGUCUACUGUAAUAAUGUGAACUGGUCAAAAUAUAGGAGUUCAAGUCACAGGCGA
Maniola jurtina (meadow brown) is the source of this 3266-nucleotide messenger RNA. It is a transcript of the gene Boule, whose product is annotated as protein boule. Gene Ontology annotation, molecular function: RNA binding. The record is from RefSeq and is a predicted model, not a curated record. The transcript has 4 exons. Bases 363 to 1097 code for a protein of 244 amino acids. NCBI's taxonomy places the organism in Eukaryota, Metazoa, Arthropoda, Insecta, Lepidoptera, Nymphalidae.